This is a messenger RNA of Aspergillus oryzae RIB40, 390 nucleotides long. RefSeq lists its product as uncharacterized. The coding region runs from base 1 to 390 and encodes 129 amino acids. The record is from RefSeq and is a predicted model, not a curated record. Lineage: Eukaryota; Fungi; Ascomycota; Eurotiomycetes; Eurotiales; Aspergillaceae. The transcript has 2 exons.
AUGAAGUUCGCCGUCGCCACUCUCGCCGCCGCGGCCCUCACUCCCCUCGCAGCAGCAGACUUCUACAUCUACUCCAUGAAAAGCGGCUCAGUCAACGAUGGCAUGGCUCCCAUCAAUGCAGACGGAUUCGUCUUCCUCAAUAACCCCCCUGACUGCAACGACGUCAAUAACAAAGCCAUCUUCAUGUCUUCGCUCAGCGAUGUGAGCGGUGGUAAGCACGGUGUGCGUUGCAAGGGAUGCCCUGAUUUCGAGGAGUUUGAGUUCAACAACAAGAUGGGGUACUAUACUAUCUACAAGAACCGUGACUACGGCCUGUUCACCACGGAUGAUAAGAAGGUCGGCCAGUACAAGAUGAAUAAGUCCGACCAUUUUCAGUGCGGAAAGAGUUAA